This is a messenger RNA of Gloeophyllum trabeum ATCC 11539, 1638 nucleotides long. RefSeq names its product T-complex protein 1. Gene Ontology annotation, biological process: protein folding. The record is from RefSeq and is a predicted model, not a curated record. Gene Ontology annotation, molecular function: ATP binding; ATP-dependent protein folding chaperone; ATP hydrolysis activity. The coding region runs from base 1 to 1638 and encodes 545 amino acids. The transcript is spliced from 9 exons. NCBI's taxonomy places the organism in Eukaryota, Fungi, Basidiomycota, Agaricomycetes, Gloeophyllales, Gloeophyllaceae. Gene Ontology annotation, cellular component: chaperonin-containing T-complex.
AUGCAGGCUGGACAGACUCCUGUGUUUGUGAUGAAUGCUGCGCCGGAAAGGCAGUCGGGGAGAAAGGCGCAAAUAUCGAAUAUCACGGCUGCAAAGACCGUAGCAGACGUAAUUCGGACAUGUCUGGGCCCAAAAGCUAUGCUGAAGAUGAUCUUGGAUCCUAUGGGAGGUAUCUUAUUGACGAACGACGGCAACGCCAUCCUGCGAGAAAUUGAUGUUGCUCACCCCGCCGCCAAAAACAUGAUCGAGCUGAGUAGGACACAGGAUGAGGAGUGCGGUGAUGGUACAACGAGUGUCAUUAUCCUCGCCGGAGAGAUCCUAGCGCAAUCCCUCGCCCAGCUUGAGCGCGACAUCCACCCUGUCGUGAUCAUCUCUGCGUACAACAAAGCCCUCAAAGAAGCGCUCGACAUCGUCCAGCGCAUCUCCAUCCCGAUCGACACCUCCGACGACGCGCAGAUGCUCUCGCUCAUCAAGUCCUCGAUCGGCACCAAGUUCGUCGUGCGCUGGUCGGACCUCAUGUGCAAGCUCGCACUGGACGCGGUUCGCACCGUCUCCGCGGACGAGGGCGGCUUGACCACCGUGGACAUCAAGCGGUACGCGCGCGUCGAGAAGGUACCCGGAGGGGAGAUCGAGGACAGCAAGGUCCUGGACGGGGUCAUGCUCAACAAGGACAUUGUUCACCCGAAGAUGCGCAGGCGGAUAGCGAAGCCGCGCGUUGUGCUUCUGGAUUGCCCGCUGGAGUACAAGAAGGGGGAGUCGCAGACGAACAUGGAGUUCACGAAGGAGAGCGAUUACCAGCGGACGCUGGAGAUCGAGGAGGAGCAGGUCAAGGCGAUGGUGGAUAAGAUUCUCGAGUUCAAGCCUGACCUCGUUAUCACGGAGAAGGGUAUUUCUGACUACGCACAACACUUCCUCGCUAAGGCCAACGUCUCUGCUCUCCGGCGCGUCCGCAAAUCCGACAACAACCGUAUCGCACGCGCCGUGGGUGCGACGAUCGUCAACCGUGUCGAUGAUCUGCGCGAGUCGGACGUCGGCACCAAGUGCGGGAUGUUCCACAUCGAGAAGCUCGGCGACGAAUACUUUACCUUCCUCACAGAAUGCGAGGACCCGAAGGCGUGCACCAUCCUUCUCCGCGGGCCGUCCAAGGACAUCUUGAACGAGAUCGACCGUAACCUCGCGGACGCAAUGUCCGUCGCGCGCAAUGUCGUCUUUAACCCGGUCCUCGCGCCAGGCGGCGGUGCGACGGAAAUGGCCGUCAGCGUGCAGCUGCAUGCCAAGGCACGGUCCGUUACGGGCGUUGAGGGGUGGCCGUUCAGAGCUGUUGCGGACGCAAUGGAGGUUAUCCCCCGGACGCUGUGCCAGAACGCUGGAGGCAACGCGAUUAGGGUUUUAACAGAACUCAGGGCGAAGCAUGCGAACGGGGAGCACUCGUGGGGGAUCGACGGCAAUACGGGCAAAAUCGUCGACAUGAAGGAAUACGGGCUGUACGAGUCUGCCAGCGUCAAGAUCCAAAUAUUCAAAACGGCUAUUGAGGCCGCGCGCGUGCUGCUCCGCGUCGACGACGUCGUCCAGGCCAAGCGGCAAGAUCGGGAGGGCCAGCAGCCCAGCGCACCGCCGGAAGAGAUGAUGGGCGAGUAA